GAAACGAAAGUGAAAGCAUGUGUUCGUGCGUCAGCUCAGCUCAUGACGCAGUUGGCAAAGACAAAUGUAAGGAAGUGGAUGUGGAAUUAUAUUUUUUAAUGUAGCCUACGCAAAGCAUAAACAAGGAUCUGCAGUCUCAAAAAAGAGCAUCCAAAGAUCAUUGCCAUUACUGUUGUGUAAGUGCCAAAAUGCCAGUGGAAUUCAGUGGAUGGACGACAUACUGUGAUAAAUCAAAGCACCUUAAACCAGGUCAAGAACCCAAAAAGAGCCAUGGCUACACUAUGUACCAUGGGACACUCAAAACCAAUGCCCCAGCUAUUAUAUCAUCAGGGUUUCGGCCCUCUGCUGGGGGAACUCUGGGUCCUGGAGUCUACUGUAGUAGGGACAUUAACAAAGCAAUGGGUUACCCAGCAUGUGCUCCCAAUGACAGAGUUGUGUUUAAGCUACGAGUAAGAGUGGGUAAAGUGAAAAGGUUUGACAUGCAAAGCCUGAACCAGAUGACGUCGUGGCAUCAGAAUGGAUAUGAUACGGCCUGGUUACCUGCUUCUGUUAAUGGACGUGAGGAGGACUGUGUUUUUGACCCAAAGAGACUCACUGUGAUUGGGAUAGCCCAUUGCACAGACUCCAGUGCUAAGAGUUCUCUGGAGAGUCUCAUAAAGCAGAAAAGCCAAUCGCAGGACCCGGAGGGGAAAGAUCUGAAGCUGUGUAAAGGCUGUGGAAUGCAAACAGAGGAUAAACACACAAUGGAGAAAUGCUGGUCCUGCAAAGCAUCCAUAUGCCCCUUCAUGAAGAAUCAUGUUUGCCGAAGGAAAGGGAAGUAACCCGAUACACUUUAAUUAAAUAUAAUCUGUAAAGUGAUUUUGA
This is a messenger RNA of Rhinichthys klamathensis goyatoka, 864 nucleotides long. RefSeq lists its product as uncharacterized. Lineage: Eukaryota; Metazoa; Chordata; Actinopteri; Cypriniformes; Leuciscidae. The record is from RefSeq and is a predicted model, not a curated record. The transcript has 2 exons. Gene Ontology annotation, cellular component: cytoplasm. Gene Ontology annotation, molecular function: NAD+ poly-ADP-ribosyltransferase activity. The coding region runs from base 189 to 821 and encodes 210 amino acids.